Molecule: messenger RNA, 2460 nt
Organism: Fusarium oxysporum Fo47
Lineage: Eukaryota; Fungi; Ascomycota; Sordariomycetes; Hypocreales; Nectriaceae
Exons: 4
Coding region: 1-2460 (819 amino acids)
Biological process (GO): fatty acid metabolic process
Molecular function (GO): medium-chain fatty acid-CoA ligase activity
Source: RefSeq, a predicted model, not a curated record
AUGGCUGUACCUCCCAGCACUUCAAACUUAGACCGCACGCAGAUCGUGCCGUCGCACGAUGGUCCACAUGUAUUGCCCAACAAUCCCUUGUUCACCAGGCUACUGCGGCACGCGCAUCGCAACCACCUUGCCAUCAUAGAUCAGGUGCUCAGCGUCUCCAAAACAUACGGGGAGCUGCUCGAUGCGGUUCUAGGGUUCAGGGAGGUCAUACGAGCAGCGUUGCCUUCUGAGGUGCAGCACCAGCUGAGCAGCGGUUAUGAGGUGUAUUUUGGAGUACUGGCUGGGGGCGGCUAUGAGUUUACCGUCGCCGUGUUGGCGGUGCUGGCGUUAGGGGGAGCAGUGGUACCAAUGUUCCCCACGGCGCCCACAGAAGAGAUUGUCUACUACGCCACUAAGUCACAGCAGGUGGCUAUCCUGUCCAGCUUAGCGACGAUUCAACUUGCACAGGAGUCAGCGCAGCGCUGUGGCAUUCCGCAGCUCAGUAUUUUACCCAAUCUACCUCGCAUGACCCGCUUAGAGCCAUUCGACAUAUCAUUGUCAUCCAACUCGCCACAAGACCCCAGCGCACCCGGCGUGGUCAUCUUCACUUCUGGCACAACCGGCAAGCCCAAGGGCGUCGUGCUGCGACGAACUUAUACAAAUGAAGGCGCUAUCACCGUCGGCGACAGCUACGGCAUCACACACACAGACGUACUUCUACACACGCUGCCCGUCCACCACACCACCGGUCUAGGUACUUCGUUUUUCCCCUUUCUCAACGCAGGAGCCUGCAUUGAAUUCCAUGGCAAGUUCGACGCCGCCACCGUCCUCAAGCGCUGGCUGCAGGGUGGCCUGACUAUCUUCUCUGCUGUGCCCACUAUCUACAUGCGCCUGAAGUGGUUCAUCGAGCAGCUCCCAACGCACGAGCAGAUCCCUUAUAAGCAGUCAGCUGGCCAGUUCCGUGCGUUUCUGUGUGGAUCUAGCGCUCUGCAGGAGCACGUACAGGACUUCUGGACCGCUUCAAUGGGCCAGCCCAUCCUCACGCGCUACGGCGCUACCGAAAUUCCUGGCUGUAUACGUGUGUCUAUCGAGCUUCAGAACAUUCCCAAGGGAAGCGUGGGCCAGCCUCUGCCAGGAGUAGAGCUUAAGAUGUCGCCUGAGGGUGAGUUGUUGGUUAAGACGCCCAACAUGUUUGCCAAGUACCUCAUGGAACCGGAGACAACGAAGAAUGCGCUUGAUGCCGAUGGCUGGUACAAGACCGGUGACAUCGCACGACGUGAGGGGAACUUCUACUUCAUCGAGGGCCGCGCGUCAGUCGAUAUUAUCAAGUCUGGUGGUUAUAAAAUCUCGGCGCUGGACGUUGAGCGCGCGUGCCUGACGCUGCCAUACGUGAACGAGGCCAUGGUAGUGGGCGUCGAGGACGACGAGUUUGGGCAGCGUGUUGGCGCGGUGCUGGCUGUGAAGAAUGCGUCGGAUGUCACCCUCGCCACAGUCAGGAGUACUCUUAGGGAUCAGCUGGCCGGGUAUAAGCUCCCCACUGUGCUCAGGGUGGUGGAAGGGGAGAUCCCGAAGGGUGCCACAGGCAAGGUACAGAAGAAGAUCCUGGGACCGAAGCUCAUUCCAAGUCCCGGAUACGAGGAGAUACCUCAAGUGCAGCACUAUUACAGAUCUUUGUGUAUAGCCAGCAUGGCCACUACGACUUCGUUCACGGUCACUAAAGGACCCAUUACUAUUGAGGCUCUCGACCAAGGUGCUGGUCCUGUCAUAGUCAUCCUUCCCUCGCUGGCCCGUGGAGCAAACGACUACGACAUCGUCACCCCAUUCCUUGUCGAAGCUGGUUACCGCGUUAUCCGCCCCCAGCCCCGUGGCAUUGGCAAGAGCAAUGGACCUAUGGACAAGCUGACCAUGCACGACUUCGCCGCAGACGUGGCCAUUGUCUUAGACCACAUCGAGUGCGGCCCGUCCGUCAUCGUCGGCCACGCCUGGGGCAGCCAGCCGGCGCGCAUGCUGGCCGCCGACCGUCCAGACCUCGUCCUUGGCGUCGUCAUGGCAGCCGCCUCGGCAGGCAAGCUUCCCCACGGAUCAACUGAGAAACCCUUCAGCCGGCUGCGCACUGAGAUUGACGGGUCCGGCAAUAUGUCCCUCCCGGAGACCAAGCGCCUUGAGUACCUUCGAGCGGCCUUCUUCGGACCCGACAGUAACCCACGUCUGUGGCUGGACGGGUGGAACGAAGCUGCGCAUAAGGCUCAGGCGCGUGCGCGCAUGUGCACGCCCGUCGACAAGUACUUUUCUGCUGGAGAGACUGUUCCGAUCUUGGAUCUACAGGCUGAGCACGACGCCGUUGUCGUGAAGGAUGUGAUGAAGCCGUGUCUGGGUGAUCGUGUUGAGGUGCAGGUUAUCAAGGGUGCUGGCCAUGCUAUGGCACCAGAGCAACCAGAGGCUAUGGCCAACGCCAUUAUCAGUUUCGUUAAAAAUAUCUAA